Messenger RNA from Cheilinus undulatus (humphead wrasse), 2176 nucleotides. It is a transcript of the gene slc5a11, whose product is annotated as solute carrier family 5 member 11. The record is from RefSeq and is a predicted model, not a curated record. Gene Ontology annotation, biological process: transmembrane transport. Gene Ontology annotation, cellular component: plasma membrane. Gene Ontology annotation, molecular function: D-glucose:sodium symporter activity. The transcript is spliced from 15 exons. The coding region runs from base 7 to 2037 and encodes 676 amino acids. Lineage: Eukaryota; Metazoa; Chordata; Actinopteri; Labriformes; Labridae.
ACCAGCAUGGACCCCUCUCCAACAUCCCCCACAGGGACCACAGCUACUCUGGUUACUCUGGACAUCGUGGUGCUGGUCGUCUACUUUGUGUUGAUUCUAGCUGUUGGCUUUUGGUCCAUGUUUAGGACUAAGCGCAGCACGGUGGAUGGAUACUUCCUGGCUGGAAAGAGCAUGACCUGGUGGCCGGUCGGUGCUUCGCUGUUUGCCAGUAACAUCGGCAGCGGACAUUUCAUCGGCCUGGCCGGGUCAGGAGCUGCUGCAGGAAUCGGCGCCAUUGCAUAUGAGUGGAAUGGGAUGCUGAUGGUACUUCUGCUAGGGUGGCUCUUCUUGCCCAUUUACAUCGCAUCUGGGGUGAUGACGAUGCCAGAGUAUCUGCAGAGGCGGUUUGGUGGCAGAAGAACUCAGUUAUUUAUAACUGUUUUGUCCUUAUUUAUCUACAUUUUCACAAAGAUAUCAGUGGACAUGUAUGCAGGUGCACUGUUCAUCCAGCUGGCUCUUCAGUGGAACAUCUACCUGGCUGUGAUCUUGCUGCUGUCAGUCACUGCUCUCUACACCGUCGCGGGUGGUCUGGCAGCAGUGAUCUACACAGAUGCCGCUCAGACUGCCAUCAUGCUGGCAGGAACUCUUGUCCUCAUGGGCUUCAGCUUUGCUGAAGUCGGAGGAUGGGAUGCUAUGAUGGAGGGGUACUUUAAGGCCAUCCCUUCGAUCCGUGUGCCAAACUCAACCUGUGGAAUCCCACGAGCGGAUGCCUUUCACAUCUUCAGAGACCCGGUUAACUCAGACCUUCCUUGGCCUGGAGUCAUCAUUGGCAUGUCCGUCCCUUCCAUGUGGUACUGGUGCUCUGAUCAGGUGAUAGUGCAGCGAUCCCUGGCUGCUAAAAACCUGACCCAUGCCAAAGGUGGCUCCCUGAUGGCUGCUUAUAUCAAGAUUCUGCCUUUUUUUGCCGUCAUGCUGCCUGGGAUGAUCAGCAGGAUACUCUUCACAGAUGAUGUGGCGUGUGCAGACCCUGACCUGUGUAAACAGAUUUGUGGCAACCCAGUGGGUUGUUCAGACAUCGCCUACGCCAGACUGGUGAUGGAGCUGCUGCCUGCAGGGCUGCGAGGUUUGAUGAUGGCUGUGAUGAUUGCCGCCCUCAUGUCGUCUCUGACCUCCAUCUUCAACAGCUCCAGCACCAUUUUCACCAUGGAUCUGUGGAAGAGUUUCAGGACCAGAGCCUCAGAGUGGGAGCUCAUGAUCGUGGGCAGAGUGUUUAUACUGGUUCUGGUGGUGGUCUCAGUUCUGUGGAUUCCUGUCGUCCAGGCCAGUCAGGGCGGUCAGCUCUUCAUCUACAUCCAGUCCAUCAGCACCUACCUGCAGCCUCCGGUCUCCAUCAUCUUCCUCAUGGGCUGCUUCUGGAAGAGGACUAAUGAGAAGGGUGCAUUCUGGGGUCUCACCAUCGGCCUGACGACUGGCUGUAUCCGUAUGAUACUGGACUUCAUUUACCCUACUCCUCUGUGCUAUGAGGAAGAUGACAGACCGGGGGUGUUGAAGUACGUCCAUUACCUUUAUUUCUCCAUGCUGCUGUCCUUCAUCACUCUAUUUAUAGUGGUCGUUGUCAGUCUGGCUACAGAGGAGCCAAAGCCAGAACAGAUUACUCGUCUCACCUGGUUCACCAGGUAUGACCCAGUGGAGCCCAAAGAGCAGGCGUUCACAGUGGAACAGAGCAAAACCCCCACAGAGGUGAUGACCACUCAGAUAAAUGGGACAGGAGACGCAGGAAAACCACAGGAGAGCUCUAAUGGAAACAUAUCUCAUGCAAGGAAAGACUCCACAUCCUCCUCACACAGCAUCCACAGCCAGUCCAAGCUGAUGAGCGCCCUCUACUGGCUGUGUGGGAUGGACAAAAGGAACGAAGGAGAGGAAAAUCCUGAAAAGCCUCUUGUGCCUGAACAGACAAUCAGCUCCCUGGAAGAAGAUCCUCGUAUGAAACUCAUUGUCAACAUUAACCUCCUCAUUUGUCUCGCUGUGACCUGUUUUAUCAUCGGUUACUGGGCCUGAGAGCAGGAUCUGACACUCAGCAUGUAUGUGACACUUUAAGAUGAACUUCAGUUUUUUUUUUACUGUCAUAUGAAAUCCUGUGAAAAACCUGUAAUCAUAUGAAUUGAAAUUAACUAAUAACUAACUAAUUAUGUUUAUG